Molecule: messenger RNA, 2225 nt
Organism: Octodon degus (degu)
Lineage: Eukaryota; Metazoa; Chordata; Mammalia; Rodentia; Octodontidae
Product: telomeric repeat-binding factor 2-like
Biological process (GO): telomeric loop formation; protection from non-homologous end joining at telomere; protein localization to chromosome, telomeric region
Cellular component (GO): chromosome, telomeric region; nucleus; shelterin complex
Molecular function (GO): telomerase activity; G-rich strand telomeric DNA binding; protein homodimerization activity
Source: RefSeq, a predicted model, not a curated record
AUGAAGGCGUCCCGCAGUAGCGGGCGGGCUCGGCGAGGACGCCACGAGUCAGGGCUGGGGGGCGCGGCGGAGCGAGGCGCGGGGGAGGCUCGGCUGGAGGAGGCGGUCAACCGCUGGGUGCUCAAGUUCUACUUCCAUGAGGCGCUGCGGGCCUUUCGGAGUAGCCGGUAUGCAGACUUCAGGCAGAUCCGGGACAUCAUGCAGGACUGUUCCUCUGAUAUGGAGGCUGAGCUCACACCAUUGGAAUCAGCUAUGAAUGUGCUGGAGAUGAUUAAAACGGAAUUUACACUGACAGAAGCAGUGGUCGAAUCCAAUAGAAAACUGGUCAAGGAAGCUGCUGUCAUUAUUUGUAUCAAAAACAAAGAAUUUGAAAAGGCUUCAAAAAUUUUGAAAAAACAUAUGUCCAAAGACUCUUCAUCUCAGAAGCUCAGAAGUGAUCUCCUCAACAUUAUCCGAGAAAAGAACUUGGCCCACCCUGUUAUCCAGAACUUCUCCUACGAGACCUUCCAGCAGAAGAUGUUGCGCUUCCUGGACAGCCACCUGGAUGACACAGAGCCCUACCUCCUCACGAUGGCCAGAAAGGCUUUGAGAUCUGAGUCUGCAGCCUCAAGUACAGCAAAGGAGGACAAGCACCCAGCACCGCAGCCCGUGGAGAAGCCACUCUGAGAGCCUGCACGGCAGCUACAGAAUACUCCAACUACUUUUGGUAUUAGGACUCUGAAGGCAGCUUUCAAGCUGUCUGGUGUCCAGGAUUCCGAGGCGGCCUUCUCAAAACUGGACCAGAAGGAUCUGGUACUUCCUAAUCAAGCACCCCUGUCAUCACCAGCCCUCAAAACCAAGAGACCCAGAAAAGAUGAAAAUGAAAACUCAGCUCCGGCUGAGGGUGAGGGCACCUCAGAACUGCAGCCUAAGAACAAGCGCAUGACAAUAAGCAGAUUGAUUUUGGAGGAGAACAUCCAGAGUACUGAGCCCAACACAGGCCUCAGCUCCUCCCCAGAGGUUGUGUCCAAGUCCACUGUCCUCAGCCAAGCCCGCCCAGGGGAGAAGAAUCCCAAAGUAUCCAAAGGCAAGUGGAACAGCUCUAAUGGGGUUGAAGAAAAAGAGACGUGGAUUGGAGAGGACGAACUGUUUCAAGUUAAGGGAGCAACAGGUGAAAACAGUACAGCCAAUGUAACGAGAAAGCAGAAAUGGACUAUAGAAGAAAGUGAAUGGGUCAAAGCCGGAGUGCAGAAAUACGGGGAAGGAAACUGGGCUGCCAUUUCUAAGAAUUACCCAUUUGUUAACCGAACAGCUGUGAUGAUUAAGGAUCGCUGGCGGACCAUGAAAAAACUUGGCAUGAACUGAAACAGGCUUUCAUUUCAAAAGAAUUCACAGGAGCAUGGUUCCUAAUAAUAGUCCCUGGUAGUCUGCUGUUUCUUUCAGAAGAUGGUAUGGGAUGAAAAUUUGGGGCAGCCUCCUUCAAUGUGGGGGAGCUUCCAGGGCCACUUCAUCACUGUUGGAGAUCAUGGAGCUAAGAACUAAGAAGCAAAGCCACACCAAUCCCAUGUCCUUGGCAGAGAUGACAGGCACACAGCUUGUACAGUGCCAGAGUAUCAUUAGUGUUUCCCUUCUUUAGUGAUUUGCUGAAAUUUAAAUCUCCAGUAAUCUAUAGAACCUUCUCCUAAGAAAUGGUGGAGCCUGUUAGGAUCCACUUGUUUUUCCAUGACCUGUCAAAACCAGCAUCAUGAGCAUUAUCUGGAGUGAACUUGUUCUGGCCUUCUGACACAAAUGCAAAGAAACUCUUCUGUUAUGAGCCCAAGUUGAGAGAACAGUCUCUGGAAUCCGAUUCCUUUUAAAGUGUUUACCCACUUGUGACAUCAACCCUAGACCUGACUGCCUUGGCAUUUGCCCCUAAUAUGUGCUGGGCUACACGGGCAGGUUUAACCUCCGCUUCUUAUGUGGUUGAACCAGUGUGUUUCGGUAAAAUUGUGAUUGUAGAUAAGCUUAGCCCCCCCAUACCCCCCCACAACUCCUUUCUUGAUUUUCUUCCUUAUGCUGAACUUUUCAAGCUUAAAAAAAAAUCCUGAUUGAAUAUCAAUGCCUAAUUCUAUUUGUGUAACAGUUGCUUCUGCUGAUUCCCUAAUUGUGCUGUGUUAGUGUCUUGCACUGGAAUUCAACAUUCCCUUCACCGUGUUGUACUUGCUGUCUCUCUCAGACAUCCUUAAAGACUGUCUUUUUAGCAGAAA